CCCGACGUCGCGCAUUGUCGGCAACUAGGCCACUCUGACCGCAUUUGUCAUUGGACCGUCACGCCACGGCUGCACCUGACACUGGUUGUCUCCUACCCGAGGCAUCGUUGCCUCUCCUGCAGCGACUUACCCGCUCGACUGUGAGCAGCAACAACACCACUUUUGCGGGCGUGGGCUCGUACCGCCAUGUCGAGGCGAGAAAAGCCAAUAGUUGCGUCUGUCGAAGACGUUGACGAGUCUGGGAAUAUCAUCGAGGAAACCGCUCGUUACGCAUCAUCGGUUGCCCCAAGCAGUCCGGCAAAAGAACAGCCAAACACCAGCCGGGCCAGAAGAGAGAAGGCGAGAAGAGGCUCUUCCUCGCCUGUGACCACCAGCGUCGUCACCGACUCCGAUUCCACGGUGCAUCCGCGGAGAGACUCGCUCAAAAAGACCAGCAAGGACCGAGAUAAAUCGGUCUCCAGCAGCAAGAAGGCGCUUAUGGCUUCCUCACGACCCCCCGUCAAGCAUACGAAGACGGCGCCGAGCAUGUCAAGAAAGGACAUUGAGGCAGCCUACUACGGCGUCGACCCUACCGUCACCCCGGCCAUUUCACGUCCCCGAGCCAAGACGUCACGGCCAUCGAGCUUCUAUGGCCCCUCCAGGCCGCCACCUGCAAAUGCCCGGUUCUACGCAAACGCAAAUCAACCGCCCGGUUCUCUACCUACCUCGUUCCCACCACCCGGUCCUUGGAUGGCGCCGGGACCGGGGCCGGGGCCAGGGCCAGGGCCCCUGCCGCCGUUUGGCCCGUCUUCGCCGGUAGCUGCACCUCUGGUUAUGCAACAGCCACCGCCACUACCUCCUCCGCCCGACUACUUUGCCCGCCCGCUCGAAUCUCGCUUUGGGUCCGCCCGACCCCAGUCGUCCAUGGGGUUUCGCCCACCUCUUCGUGCUCUUGAGUACGAUGACUUUGAAGAGUCCCCCUUUGAGCAGGCGCUGGCGCGGAGGCCGUCUUCGACUCGGAGGGUGUCAAAGAACGAGGAAGACAGGAGAUCAAUGCCUCCUCCUCCUCCACGUCGACCUGCCUCUGCUCGCCCUGGAGCACUCGCCUUUCGCCCUUCCCCAUCUACGCCAGCUAGGCACCGGGGCGAUUUUGACGACCACGAGACAGACAUCGAUGAUGGCCUCUUCAACGACCUUUCGCCGCUCGGACCAGGGAGCUUCGCGCCUGGGAGUUACGAGUCCAAGUCCAUCCCUUUCCGGCCACGACCGAGCUCACGGCCGAGCUUUGGUGAUCUAGGAUAUGACGUGCCUGAUUACCAGACUGAAGUCGCUGCGAAAGGGCGCCGACGUAAUUCGUACUACGGCGGGCAGUCAGCCCAUUCCUCCAACGCCCUAGAGGAGAAGAUACGACAGGCCGCCCACUACCAGGAUGAACUGUCAGGCGGGCCACCAAUGCCGCUGACGGCCGAAACCCUCAGAAAGGCAGGCAGAAGUGGUGCCAGCAGCAGGUCCACGAGGAGUUCGGGGAGCCAUGAUGAGAGCGACUACAGACAGUCGGCUGCGACCCGCACCACGAGGUCGACGGCGCCCAAUGACGAAGACCUUACGAUCCGCGUGAAAGGAAACACCGUGCUCAAGUUCGGCAAUGCGGAGAUGCAGUGCGAGGACGGAGCUGAGAUCAACAUCAGCUCACGGAGUGGCAACGCCGAGAUCCGGACUGGCAGUGACCGGUCGAGCUACAUUGACCCUGAGGAUCGCCGUACCAGGAUCGACUUCCCCGCAGCGCGGGAACGUGCCACUUCGCGGGCAAGGUCGCGCGCAAGGUCGUACUCCCGCACCUUCUCAAAGUACGAUGUUGCUCCGCCGUCGAGGUAUGAUGCUGGCCCGGAGUACGACACCUUCAGCAGCUAUGCCCCGCCGCUCCCACCGCCCUACCCGGAAUAUCCCUCGUCGUACUCAUCGCGGCACGGUGAUGGGUACUUCCACACAUAGAUGCG
This is a messenger RNA of Chaetomium strumarium, 1976 nucleotides long. RefSeq lists its product as uncharacterized. The record is from RefSeq and is a predicted model, not a curated record. Bases 187 to 1971 code for a protein of 594 amino acids. Lineage: Eukaryota; Fungi; Ascomycota; Sordariomycetes; Sordariales; Chaetomiaceae. The transcript has a single exon.